This is a messenger RNA of Grammomys surdaster, 3744 nucleotides long. It is a transcript of the gene Syk, whose product is annotated as spleen associated tyrosine kinase. The record is from RefSeq and is a predicted model, not a curated record. The transcript is spliced from 15 exons. Gene Ontology annotation, molecular function: non-membrane spanning protein tyrosine kinase activity; signaling receptor binding; ATP binding. Gene Ontology annotation, cellular component: extrinsic component of cytoplasmic side of plasma membrane; cytoplasm. Gene Ontology annotation, biological process: neutrophil activation involved in immune response; B cell receptor signaling pathway; protein phosphorylation. Bases 318 to 2207 code for a protein of 629 amino acids. NCBI's taxonomy places the organism in Eukaryota, Metazoa, Chordata, Mammalia, Rodentia, Muridae.
GCAGGGAGCGCGGUCGCCAGCCGGGCCGAGCCGGGAGCUACGCCUCUCGGUGACUGGUGGAUCCGCGAACCCGGGGACUUCCACGGUGCGCGCCCCCGAAGCGAAGCAGCGUCCCCAAGCUUUUGAGAACCCAGACUGCUGUCGUGCGCGCCCGCGAGUCACUGCAGAGUCCCAACGCCUCUGAAAUGCGAUGGCUCCUGACAUAAUCCCAGCACUGGAGAGGUAGAGACAGAAGAAUCUUGGGAUUUGCCAACCCUCCAGUCUAGAGUAUCUGGUACUUCUCCACAUACCUUCCAGAACUCUGAAGGGGUGCAGACAUGGCGGGCAAUGCUGCGGACAGUGCCAACCACCUGGCCUACUUUUUUGGCAACAUCACCCGGGAAGAGGCUGAAGACUACCUGGUUCAGGGAGGCAUGACCGAUGGGCUCUACCUGCUACGCCAGAGCCGCAACUACCUGGGUGGUUUUGCUUUGUCGGUGGCACACAACAGGAAAGCACACCACUACACCAUCGAGAGGGAACUUAACGGCACCUAUGCCAUCUCCGGGGGUAGGGCCCAUGCCAGCCCGGCAGAUCUCUGCCAUUACUACUCCCAGGAACCUGAUGGCCUUGUCUGCCUCCUGAAGAAGCCUUUCAACCGGCCCCCGGGGGUACAGCCCAAGACUGGACCCUUUGAGGACCUGAAGGAGAACCUCAUUAGGGAAUAUGUGAAACAGACCUGGAACCUUCAGGGCCAGGCUCUGGAGCAAGCCAUCAUCAGCCAGAAGCCCCAACUGGAGAAGUUGAUUGCCACCACAGCCCAUGAGAAGAUGCCCUGGUUCCAUGGCAACAUCUCCAGAGACGAAUCAGAGCAGACGGUCCUCAUAGGGUCAAAGACCAACGGAAAAUUCCUGAUCAGGGCCAGAGACAACAGUGGCUCCUAUGCACUAUGCUUGCUGCACGAAGGGAAGGUAUUGCACUAUCGCAUUGACAGGGACAAGACCGGGAAGCUCUCCAUCCCUGAGGGGAAGAAGUUCGACACCCUCUGGCAGCUAGUGGAGCAUUACUCUUACAAACCAGAUGGGUUAUUAAGAGUCCUCACGGUACCAUGUCAAAAGAUUGGCGCACAGAUGGGUCAUCCAGGAAAUUCAAAUGCCCAUCCUGUGAGUUGGUCACCGGGUGGAAUAAUCUCAAGAAUCAAAUCCUACUCCUUCCCAAAGCCUGGCCACAAAAAGCCUGCCCCACCCCAAGGGAGCCGUCCAGAGAGUACUGUGUCCUUCAACCCCUAUGAGCCAACGGGAGGGCCCUGGGGCCCAGACAGAGGCCUUCAGAGAGAAGCCCUGCCCAUGGACACAGAGGUGUAUGAGAGCCCUUAUGCUGACCCUGAAGAGAUCAGACCCAAAGAAGUCUACCUGGACAGAAACCUGCUGACCCUGGAGGACAACGAACUGGGCUCUGGUAACUUCGGGACUGUGAAAAAGGGAUACUACCAAAUGAAAAAAGUUGUGAAGACAGUGGCAGUGAAAAUCCUGAAGAACGAGGCCAACGACCCGGCUCUGAAGGAUGAGCUGCUGGCAGAGGCGAACGUCAUGCAGCAGCUGGACAACCCCUACAUUGUGCGCAUGAUCGGAAUCUGUGAGGCAGAGUCUUGGAUGCUGGUGAUGGAGAUGGCGGAGCUGGGGCCCCUCAACAAGUACCUGCAGCAGAACAGGCACAUCAAGGACAAGAACAUCAUAGAGCUGGUUCACCAGGUUUCCAUGGGGAUGAAGUAUUUGGAAGAGUCCAAUUUUGUGCACAGAGACCUGGCUGCAAGGAACGUGCUUCUGGUCACCCAGCACUAUGCCAAGAUCAGCGAUUUCGGUCUUUCCAAAGCCCUUCGUGCUGAUGAAAACUACUACAAGGCCCAGACCCACGGGAAGUGGCCCGUGAAGUGGUACGCCCCUGAAUGCAUCAACUACUACAAGUUCUCCAGUAAGAGUGACGUCUGGAGCUUCGGGGUCCUGAUGUGGGAAGCGUUCUCCUAUGGACAGAAGCCAUAUAGAGGGAUGAAAGGAAGCGAAGUGACCGCCAUGCUGGAGAAAGGAGAGCGGAUGGGGUGCCCUCCAGGAUGUCCGAGAGAGAUGUACGACCUGAUGAACCUGUGCUGGACUUACGAUGUGGAGAACAGGCCAGGAUUCACAGCCGUGGAACUGCGGCUUCGCAAUUACUACUACGACGUGGUUAACUAACAGCUUGGGCGCCUGUCCGUGCACACCUCAGAUUCUCAAGCGGUCACUGGAACUUCAUUCAGAUGACUCGCUCUUAGUUUCAUCUCCCUCUGCAUGGAGUGAGAGCUAACCAAGCAAAGCUAAGACUCACUCUCAUAACAGUUCUGGUCCCAGAGGACAGACAAGCAGCAAGACCUCGGGGCCUGUGGAUUUGUCUAUCUGGCUUUUAUUUCCAUCUGUGUGGUUUCCGUUAUGGGUCACUUUCGGGAACUGUUUCCAAAUUUCUCUUGACGUCAUUCUGUUCCUCUGGGUCCAGGAUUUUCGUGUCCCCUACAGAUCAGAAAAAUAAAAAAAAAAGUGCUGUGCCACUUCAGCAAAGGACAUAAAGAGAAACGUCACCGGUGCAGUCAGCAGGCCAGAAGGUGGUAAAGGAAAAUGGCAAGCCUGAACACCAUUUUUUUUUUUGCUCUCGGCCCUGAGACAGAAAUACCAUGUGGUUGAGAUGCUGAGAUUCGCUGAGACGCGCUGACUCGGCUUACACGCCCCUGGAGUCCACAUCCCUACAGGAUGACUUGAAGGCCGCUGUUGUGUGCUUGCAGGAGGAGGUGUGAAUAACAUUCUGCAUGGAGGCUGCUGGGGAAAGGUGGGCUCCCAUGAUCCUCUUCGACUGAGCAGAGUGUGUCAGGCAUGGGUCAGACUCCCUCUCCUCUUUGGAGAGAAUGCAUCCAGGACUCCUUUUUGCUGCCACAGAAUACCCAACCAGCAACUUAGGGAGGAAAGGCUUAUUUGGGCUCACAGUUGGAGGGCAUAGGCCAUCAUGGAGGAAAAGAUGUUGCAACAGGCAGGAUCAGCUUGGUGGCAAGAACCAGAAGCUGGAAGGUUAUGUUGUAUCCACACUCAGGAAGCAAAGAAUAAGCAGGAAGUAGGACCAGGAUAUAAGGCCCCAAAGCCCACCCUUGGUGUCCACUUAAUCCAACACAGCCCCACCUCCCAAAGGUUCCACAGGCCUCUCAGACAGUGAAUGCCAACAGCUGAUGAUCAAGUGUUCAAAUGCAUGAGCCUUGGUGGGGGAGAGGCAUUUCACAUUCAAACCACAAGAGGACCCAUCCAUUUUCUGUUGCUAUAACUGAACGGCUAAAUAGGGGGAAUGUACAAAGGAAAGAAAUGUAUUUCUUAGUUGUACAUCCUUCUUCUCUGAAGGUUGGAACUGCCACCAGCAAGGUGCAGUGCCAGGCAGGGACCUUCCUGAAGGUUACACAGUGAGAUAUCCUGACAGAGUGGAUGAGCCAGCUCAGGUCUGUCUUCCUCUUAUGAGCCCCUGAUACCAUCUCAGAGCCCGCCUUGGGACCCUGCCUCAUCUUGAUCCUCCCCCAGAGACCACGUCUCCAAACGCCAUGCCAAUGAACCUAGGUAGUAAGCCUUCAGCGCAUGAACCCUGAGGGGACACAUUCACACUAGAGCAGAUGGCAGCAUGGUGACCAAGACCAGCUCAAGAUGAGUUUCUGAAUGGAAUUUUAAUUCACAAUUAAACCAGAGAUGUGACCUUCCCCACAAGUAA